Messenger RNA from Cuculus canorus (common cuckoo), 5550 nucleotides. It is a transcript of the gene CCL17, whose product is annotated as C-C motif chemokine ligand 17. Gene Ontology annotation, molecular function: CCR chemokine receptor binding; chemokine activity. The transcript has 5 exons. Gene Ontology annotation, cellular component: extracellular region. NCBI's taxonomy places the organism in Eukaryota, Metazoa, Chordata, Aves, Cuculiformes, Cuculidae. Gene Ontology annotation, biological process: lymphocyte chemotaxis; G protein-coupled receptor signaling pathway; cellular response to type II interferon. The record is from RefSeq and is a predicted model, not a curated record. Bases 3631 to 4236 code for a protein of 201 amino acids.
GUUACUGUAGCUUUGCUGUGAAAGCUGAGCAAAAGCAGCUCUCCACUACUGCCUUGAGCUCAAGGAGCCCAAAAAAAGGUCAAGGUUUUAAAAAAAAAGAGGACUCACCAAGCACCGCUCUCCCUUUUUCAGUGAGAGAAAUGCCUUUCUCCUUCUCUGGAGAAAACUGGCAUUGCAUAAUAUUCUUUGGGUUUUUUUUUUCCCUUUUCAUUAGUGAAGUGGCUGCUUCCAGUUUCUGAUCCAGGUGCACCCAUCCCGUCUCUCUCCUUGCCCAUUGUGUUGAGGGUUUCCUGCCGAGCUGCGGUGGGUUUUUGCUCUGUCCCCUGUGUCGGUGGGGCAAGCUUGUCCAGUGACCCUGCAGAUAAACCCCUGGUAAGGGCUCCUGGGCACAUCCUUCCCGCAGCUUCCAUGUCUGUUGACACGAGGCAGGACUUACUGCACAGGAUGUGGCUUGGAUCACCAGCUGCCAGUACUUGGUGGUCCCCAGGGUCCAGCUGUAGGAAGCAGGCUUUGGAAGAAACUCUUGUUUUCUUCAUUUUAAAGUUGUCUUUUCAGGCUGUAAGUGCAGGCGCAGUUGUAUCUGGAGUCAAGGGGUAAGCACUGGCUCUGGGAACAAAUAAGAGCAUCACCUUUGGUUUGUAAUUGUAUCCUGGGUCAACUAGAGCUUCAAAAUGGACUUGGAAAGACCCUUGAGUGAACACCCCCAAGAAACGUGGAAGGGCUUCACACUUAGGAAGCUGAGGUUUUAAUAGAAGGAAAACUAGGUUUCUUGUUGUAAAUGGAGACGAGCCAAAUUGACUGGGUAGAACAGAAGACAAUAGGGAACAGUUUACUCCUAAUCCUCCCACUGCCUCCUCGGAGACAUGUUUCAGACACUUGGUGAUGCUCAGCAGCCUCUCUGCUGUGUGGCUCUGUUUUUCAGCACAACUGUGUGCACGUGGUUGUCUGCUGAGACCCCACUUCCAAAUGUGGGACUUAUUCUGCUCAGCUCCUUCUUCCCUGCACUGGCACCACCGCUGGCAAAGGCUGCCCCAGAGAUGCCCCCAGGGCUUCCCCUCUCUCGCAGAAUCAAGAGGAUGCUGUUUAUUUUUUUUAUGUAAACAAACAAAUUUUUCAGAGCCCCCUCAAAUGAAAGGGGAACCUGAGCCAGCAGCGGGGGUUUCCAGCGCUCAUCUGUUCAUGACUGCACAUCAGCUUCUCCCUUCCCCAAAAAGUAAAAGAACAAACAUGAAGGGGGCUUUGGGGAGUCGUGAAUCUAUCUGGCUGCAAUAACAGUGGCCUGAAAACAUGAGAAAGGGGAAUCGGAGCGUUCCAGGCCAGAUCUUCUGCCAGAUUAAGCGCACACAACUCUGCAGAAGCAACAUCUCCACGAGUAUUUUUACUUCUCAAAGUCCUCUCCAUCCAGAGCACUCUCUUCCUUCUUCCCUGACCCUGCCGGCUUGGUGCCCCUCUACUUGUUCAGCCACCAGCACCAUGUGCUGCCCUGGCCACCCACCUGGAGUAACUUCCGUAGCUGAGGGGUGGUUGGGUGAAGCCUCAGGCCAUGAGGAGACAUACCGUGGUCUUACAGCAAGAUUAUGCCUAUCCAUUCCCAAAUCCUUCUGCACUGACCAGGCUGCAGCCCUUGGGUGGUGGCUUUGCCCCAGACAUGGUUAGGGCAGGCUGUGCGCUCCCUUGUUCUGAGGCCACGGGGGAGCCUGCGCUCCCCUUGCUCGAAGAUGUAUGCCAUGGUUGUGACAGCAUCGUGCCACCUGCGUUUGGCCCCGCUUCUCCGAGCGCACUGCAGGAAAGACAGAAGUUCAUUGUGAGCAGCAAUGUGGCCCACGUCCCCACCUUGGCCCAUGGUCCCAGUUUAGCUGCAGCUCACAGUGUGUCGUGGUCUCUAAAAAGCUGUCUACUGGGAUGGCCUCUGUGGGAUGGAGGCUACUGUGGCACCUGGUCUGGGGAGAGGCUCCUGGAGUGGCACUCGAGUCUGCAAGGGAGCCUGCGGCAGAGCGGAGGUGGCCAAGAAAGGAGGGGAGCGCCUGCAAAGCUGUGGGAGAAAGGCAAGAUACUUGCAGGGAUUAGCAGGAGAGCACAAGGAGUUUACUACAGCCCAGGGAGACUCCAAGUUGCUGGGUGGAACACACGCAGGAAGAAAAGGUGCUGACCUUAGGGAUUGUGGGACCUGUUAGAGUUGCUUUAUUUUUAGUCCUCUGGUGGCCACACAGCAUGGGUGGCCUCAUGCCAGCUCCUCCUGGGCCAAGCCAUGCUUUUGAGACACAGGGACCCCAUCUCUCCACAAGAGCUGAGCCAAAACACAGCAGCUACAGGGGUUUGAGUAUGUAUUUUAAUAGCUUCUGCUAGGUUGGGAAGAGCCUUGGCUCGCCCUGCCUCAGCUCUGUGAGCCUUCAUGGGCAGAGGUGCAUCUCCUGGGGUUGAGGAGACCUGGGCAUGACCAGAGCAGUUCUCAGUGUUGGGUGGGUUUUCCCCCAAGUUUUUUAAGAGGCACCCAGGGAGGACACAGUCCCAGGCAUGAUGUCCUGCUCCACUGGGGCUGCCACUAUGAAGAAGGGCUUGAGGUGGCCCCUUGGGUAUCUCGCAGCACAUGAGGGGAGAGUGGUGCCCUGGGGAUCUGCUGCUCCAUGCUUCCACUUACAGCCUGGGGAAAAAGGGAAAAUAGGGAAAUAACCUUAAGAGCAGGAGGUGUUUGUAACUGGCAAAGACCUGCAGAAGGGUCUGGUGGUCUGAGUGGCUGGGUGAGGAAGGAAGAUUUGAGCACAAUGUGGAGAAACCAUCCCCAGGUUCAAAGGCUGACCUCCUUCCUGCAGGUCCCUGCAGCAUCUGGGAGGCCUCCAGGCUGCAAAGAGAGGAGAGGUUAGAAAAACAUUUAAGAACUUUGAACACCAUCUUUUCCUUCCAUUUCCCUCAGCCUGAUUCAGCCUCCUGCCCUGCCCUGAAGCCUCGGGGCUAAGCGGCCUCAUCUGCAAGGGUGGCCUUGGCUGCACCCCCUUCCUCUUUCACCCCAUGCUUCUCGGAUCUAAACAGGGAUUUUUGGUUGAAUAUUUGUGUUCUUCUCCAUAGGAACAGCAUGGAAUGCGAGGCAAUUUCUGGCAGUAUUUGAUAUCUUGCAGCUUUUGGGCUGCUGGGGGCCGCUGGCAGCAGCGGUCGCUGUGUUCCUGCUUGAUGCUCCCCAGGGAGCUCACAAGCCAUCCAGCCAUCUCCAGCACGUUUGUGUUGGCUGGGGGCUGAAAAGUGACUUUGCAUGGGCUUUGCCUUUCCUAUUGAUAUGAAUCCCCUCUCUGUGGGUUUGGGAUCCCUUGAGUUCAUGCUUCUGCAGAAGCAGAUUUUCUUCCCUCGUGGACCCUGUGGCUUUCCAACAGACCCGUCUCAAUAAACACAGAAGUUGCUGAAGUCUGUCUGGGCUUUCUAGGUAUCAUCUUGGUUAGUAACCCUGAAGAUCUCACACCAUGUGGAAAUCCCCUUGGCUGACAAAACCGUACCGGGCUUUCAUUUGAAUUUGGUCAAAAUUCUUUGGAAGUGGGCUAGUGUGGGAAAGACAACUGCAGCACCUCCUUGCCUGAGCUCACAGCUGAGCUCCUCUGAAGAGGCAGAGGACCACACUAUGAGAAAGAGCCGUCACCAGCCACUAUGCCCAGUGCAGAGAUGGUCCUGGUGCUCACAAUGCUUCUUACCCUCUCUCCAUGCUGUGAUGUAGAUAAGGCACCUCAUGGGCUACCACUGUGGGUCAAGACUUGUCUUCAUUCUGUUGGGGAAGUCAGGCAAGAAAUUCCAGUGUGGAGCGUGCCUGACACACUGUGGGUCUGGAACCAGAGGUCUUAUGAGCACCAAGAGGCAGCCAUGAGUGGGUGGCGUGCUGAGGAUAAAUUACGGCAGGGCCAGAGCCAAAGCCACAGACACCAGGCAGAGCGGCACAAAACAAGACCAAAGAAGAGCCCCUUCACAACCACCAUGCUCGCUGCAAGGACCAUCCUGCUUGUGAUGCUCCUCACCUAUUCCUUGCACCAUGCUGCAGCCCACUUCACGCCCACUGAAUGCUGCUUCGAGUAUGCACAAAAACCCGUCCGAUUCGUGCAGAGUUUCUAUGAGACACCCCGAGACUGCUCCUUGCCUGCGAUUGUAAUUGUGACUCCCACUGGUGCCAAGAUCUGCGCAGAUCCCAAGAAGUCUUGGGUGAAGAAAGUCAUGAAAAGGUUUCAAAAGGAAAAAAUGAAUCUGCCACCAUCCACAGCCUGACCCACAUUUACUCCCUCCAGAGGUGGGAGGACUGGACUUGUGACACUUCUCUGAAGUGUCCCAUGGCUGUGGGAACUGGUGCUGCGGACCCAGCCAGCUCAUUCCUCAGCGGGACCGCGUGUCCCAGCAGCACGGAGCAGCUGUCCAUGCCAGGAUGUGCCCAGUGGAGCAAAUAUUUAUAAUAAAGACUAAUUUUCACAAGCUACUCUUUGAAUUUUUCCUGAUUCUUCAGAACAAGGAGCAGAUCCUUCAAGCCCAGGACACGGUACAACUGAAAAAAUGCUUUGCCACAAGCAUGUGUUUCUCCAGGCUUGGAGCAAACUGCGCCCGGUCACAAUGUGCUUUGUUGGGAAUGUGGUAGUGGGGCCAAGUCUUGACCCCCAGGAGAGGUUACCCUUGCCCAGAGGUAAGGUUGUAUGUCCUUAGAGCGUGUUCUCAGCCCUAUGGGUGCUGCAGGUGCUCCAGACUUAGGUGGGUGGAGGUGGAGGGUUUAGGGAGAACAUACAGAUCUGCCAGACCUUUAAUACCUUGUCAGCUUCCAACUUUGCCCAUGGCCACUGCAAAACAAGUGAGGGAGAUGAAGAACAAUGUCCAUAGAGCCUUCCUUCAGCUGGAAGGGAGCAGAGGUGCCCAGCUGCUGGUCCAGCAUUUGACGGGAGAGGUGCAAGUGUACAUGGGAAGACCUCAGAAAGGUGAAGGCAAGAACUGGGCUAAGUGCCACGCACCGAUUCUCAGCCUGAAGCUUCAGGGCUGCAUCGGUACUGAAAGCAGGCAGGGGGACAGGGAAAAACUAUCCCAAGUGGCAUUUUUGCCCACAAAUCAUAGCACCAUGGGAUAAAGCAGUGGUGGAGAGGAAAGCUGAAGCAGAACCAGAUUUUGGAGAACAAACAUCUUCCGGAUUGUGCUUGGCUGGUUAUAGACAGACACAAAGGUUUCAGGGUCGCAGCUUCACAGCACACUAACACUGAGGGCUGUUGUCUUCUGAAAGGAAAAAAAGGAUGUGCAAGUAGCCGUGCAUGGCGAUAAGGGCAUGGACAGCCCCCCAGUCUGUCUGUCGGAGACUCUAAACAUGAAACCAAGCAGUUUCCCUGGUCAUUUGAAUUUCAGGAUUGCAAAGACUAUUUCUCCCAUCUUUUUAAAAACACCACUGAUACUCCAGUCAGACAGGCCCACAAGCAGAGUAUUACAAGUAGAUGACACAUUGCUCAAGAAGGAAAAGCAAUUCUUGCCUCGGCACACAGCUAAUAAGGAAAUUUUUGACUUGCAAAAAGAACUGUGUUGGAAAGGUGUUACAAGACGCUACUGCCAAUAAGA